AUGCCAGCUUCUAUCCCAUUCGGAGUUGAUCUCGGUAACAACAGCUCUGUUAUUGCAGUUGCAAGAAACAGAGGUAUCGAUAUCGUUGUUAACGAGGUUUCUAGUAGAUCCACGCCUUCGGUCGUUGGUUUUGGCCGUAAGAACAGAGCCAUUGGUGAGUCCGGAGAAAAUCAGAGAAACUCUAACUUGAAAAAUACCAUUGCCAACUUGAAGAGAUUGUUGUCUCUGUCCACCAAGUCCCCUGACUAUGAUGUUGAGAAGAAGUACGCUACAUACAACUUGGUCGACAAGGAUGGUUUUGCAGCUGCAAAGGUCAGAUUCCAGGGAAAGGAGAAGGAGUUCACUUCCACUGAGCUGGUUGCCAUGUAUUUGAACAAGUUGAGAGCAGUCACCGAAAAGGAAACUGAGGCACAUGUUUCUGACAUAUGCCUUGCAGUUCCAGUCUGGUACACAGAGCAGCAAAGACGCGCUGCUGCUGAUGCUUGCUUGAUUGCUAACUUGAACCCUGUGAGAAUUGUCAAUGAUGUCACAGCUGCCGCUGUUGGCUACAGUGUCUUCAAGACUAAUCUUCCUGAGGAUAAAUCUAAGAAUGUUGCUUUCAUCGAUAUUGGACAUUCUUCCUACACAUGCAGCAUUGCCGCCAUCAAGAAGGGAGAGAUGAAGAUUAUCGGCACUGCCUUUGACAAGAACUUUGGAGGUCGUGACUUUGACAGAGCCAUCACUGAGCAUCUUGCAGAUGAGUUCAAAGGCAAGUACCACAUUGAUAUCAGAAGUAACGCCAAGGCCUACUCGAGAGUCAUGAGAGCCUCUGAGAAGGUGAAGAAGAUUCUUUCUGCCAACACCAGUGCACCUGUCAACAUCGAGUCUGUGAUGAACGAUAUUGAUGCGCAAUCCACUUUGAGCAGAGAGGAGCUUGAGGAGUUGGUGAAGCCAUUAUUGGAGAGAGUCGAUGCCCCAGUUAAGGAGGCAUUAGAAAUUGCCGGCUUGAAGAUCGAGGAUAUCGACUCCAUUGAGUUGAUUGGAGGCUGUACCAGAGUGCCAGCUUUGAAGACUAAGUUGGCCGAGAUCUUUGGAAAGGCUCUUUCCUUCACAUUGAACCAGGAUGAGGCUGUUGCCAAAGGUGCCGCCUUCAUCUGUGCUAUGCACUCCCCAACUAUGAGAGUCAAGCCAUUCAAGUUUGAGGACAUUAACAGAUAUUCGGUUACAUACUCAUGGGAUAAAGGUGACGAGGACACCGACCAUCUUGAGGUCUUCCCUAAGGGAGGUGCCUACCCAUCCACGAAGAUGAUCACCUUGUACAGAAGUGCUGACUUUGAGAUCAAUGCCAAGUACACCAAUGCUGAAGACCUUCCAGAAGGUGUGAGCCAGGAUGUUGCCACGUGGAAGAUCACAGGUGUUGAGAUUCCAGAGGGUGAGGAUAGUGCGAUUUGUAAGAUCAAGGUCAGACAGGACCCAUCUGGCUUCUACACUAUUCAGGCAGCCUACAUUGUCCAUGAGAAGGAGUUCAAGGAGCUUGUUGAGAAACCAGAAGAGGACGACAAGAAGGAGGACGACAAGAAGGAUGAUGGCAAGAAGGGUGAUGACGACAAGGAAGGUGAUGAGAAGGAGGAGGCUGAGCCAGAAUACAGAAUUGUCAAGAAACUCGUGAAGGUGAAGGACUUGGACGUCGAGUACAGUGGCCAUGCCCUUUCAAAGGAUGCCUUGCAGGAGUCUUUGGACCAGGAGUUCAAGAUGGUUGCUGAUGAUAAGUUGGUUGCUGAGACCGAGGAUAAGAAGAAUGCACUUGAGGAGUACAUCUACGAGUUGAGGGCCAAACUUGAUGAGGAGUACAAGGACUUCGCAUCCGACAGUGAGAAGGAGGCUUUGAAGAAGAAGUUGUCUGAUGCCGAGAACUGGUUGUAUGAGGAUGGCUACGAUACCAUCAAGGCAAAGUACAUUGCCAAAUAUGAAGAGUUGGCAUCGACUGGAAACUUGAUCAAGGCCAGAUACCAGCAGAAACAGGAGGAGCUCAGACAAAAAUUGCAGGCCAAGAAGGAGCGUAGAGCCCAGAAGGCUAUGGCUGAGCAAUUGGCCAGACAGGCUGAGGCUGCUAAGAAGGCUGAGGCUAAAAAGGCCAAGAAGGAUGCUAAGAAGGACUCUGAUGGAGAUGUUCCAAUGAACUAA
This is a messenger RNA of Brettanomyces bruxellensis, 2163 nucleotides long. It is a transcript of the gene MSI3, whose product is annotated as adenyl-nucleotide exchange factor. Gene Ontology annotation, molecular function: ATP binding; ATP-dependent protein folding chaperone. The transcript has a single exon. The record is from RefSeq and is a predicted model, not a curated record. Gene Ontology annotation, biological process: protein folding. NCBI's taxonomy places the organism in Eukaryota, Fungi, Ascomycota, Pichiomycetes, Pichiales, Pichiaceae. Bases 1 to 2163 code for a protein of 720 amino acids. Gene Ontology annotation, cellular component: nucleus; cytosol.